Naegleria gruberi is the source of this 489-nucleotide messenger RNA. RefSeq lists its product as uncharacterized. The record is from RefSeq and is a predicted model, not a curated record. Lineage: Eukaryota; Heterolobosea; Eutetramitea; Acrasida; Naegleriidae. The transcript is spliced from 3 exons. Gene Ontology annotation, molecular function: calcium ion binding. Bases 1 to 489 code for a protein of 162 amino acids.
AUGAACUCGCUUAGCCUUAAUCUUACUUUGCAUUGCGGAAGAGAUCUUCCAAAGGCCGAUUUGUUAUCUUCGAUUGAUGCCUAUGCUGUUGUUAUUGUUCCGAUUAUUGGAGGACAAACCAAAACAUUUAAAACAAAAUGUGUGCAAGAUGACCCAAAUCCUGAUUGGGAAUUUGAUUUGUUCUGUACAGAUGUGGAUGGAACCAGAGAUUGUCUUGUUGAAAUUUGGGAUGAAGAUACUUUGAGAAAUGAAAAGGUUUGCACUGCCAUACUUUCUCUUGUUGAGUUGAAAUCAUCAGGCACAUGGCUUGGAAAGCAUAUAGUCUUGAAAUGCUUAUCUGGAUUCAAACCAUUCAAGGGAGCUAAAGAGUGCUGUAUUAUCGUAUCAGCAAGUGCUCACAUUUCUUUUGCUGACCUCACUCGCAAAAUCACAUCUCCAAACAACUGGAAAGAGAUUCAAGAUUUCGGUUUUGGACACUUCAGAAUUUAG